UAAUUGAUGUGUUUCUUUCCUGUUAAAUAUCUGCUUUCUAGUCUUAUUAUUGGGCUAUCUAUAUUCUCUCUUUCUCUCCCAUUCCAACCUCGCCAAUAUUUUUACUGAUAUAUAUACAGUUUCCUUCUAGCAGCAACUAAGGUGUCCCAUCUUUAACAAGCUUUAAUGGCGAAGUCUGGAGACUUUGUUGAAUACCUUAAUCAGGAGAGGCUAAGCAUGGACUCGGACCCACCGUUUUGCCAAACUUACAAGGCCCUCUUCGACAAAAUCAGCGAAAACCCUUGUAAUAAGGUUGUCACUGUUGAAGAAUGUGAGCUUCCGUUGGUCGAUCUGAGUCGACUGGACCUCGACGAAUCAGAGAUGGAGGAGUGCAAGAGGGAAAUAGCUAUGGCGUCUCAGGAGUGGGGUUUCUUUCAGGUUAUCAAUCAUGGGAUUUCUAGAGACAUAUUGGAAAAGCUGAGAGAAGAGCAAGUGAAAGUUUUUAGACAGCCUUUCGAUAAGAAGAGUACAGAAGAAAAGUUCGCCACUGGUUGUUACCGUUGGGGAACACCUUCGGCUACAUGCCUCCAGCAAUUGUCAUGGUCUGAAGCCUUUCACAUUCCGAUGACCGAGAUCUCUGACUCUGGUGCUUUCAGUAGUCUCAGUUCAGCAAUGGAACAGUUUGCUAUAACAGUGGCAGGUCUUGCUCAAAAAUUAGCUGGAAUCUUGGCAGAGAAGCUGGGCCAAAAGUCCACCUUCUUCAAAGAAAAUUGUUUGCCCAGCACUUGCUACCUUCGAAUGAAUCGAUAUCCACCAUGCCCUUUUUAUUCAGGAGUACACGGUCUAAUGCCACACACUGAUAGUGAUUUUUUCACAAUAUUGCACCAAGAUGAAGUUGGAGGAUUACAAUUAGUGAAAGAUGGGAAAUGGAUUUCAGUCAAACCUAACCCAGAAGCUCUAGUUAUCAACAUUGGAGACUUAUUCCAGGCUUGGAGCAAUGAUGUUUAUAAGAGUGUUGAACACCGAGUUGUCACAAAUCCAACAGUGGAGAGGUUCUCCACUGCAUAUUUCUUCUGCCCUUCAUAUGAUACUGUAAUCCAGAAUUCUGAGCCUUCCGUCUACAGAAAGUUUAGCUUUGGAGAAUUUAGACAGCAGGUUCAAGAGGAUGUACAAAAGCUGGGUCACAAAGUAGGCCUCUCUAGAUUUCUUUUAAGCCACAAGUGAAUACUGCAAUAAUUAUUUAUAGCAAAUACAAUUAGAUUGUUUGUUCUUGCCAUAAAAGGGUAUAAUUUGCUUCCAAAUUAUUAAACAGCUAGGAUAAUUAGUUAUUUAUU
This is a messenger RNA of Mangifera indica (mango), 1313 nucleotides long. RefSeq names its product gibberellin 2-beta-dioxygenase 8. The transcript has 5 exons. The record is from RefSeq and is a predicted model, not a curated record. NCBI's taxonomy places the organism in Eukaryota, Viridiplantae, Streptophyta, Magnoliopsida, Sapindales, Anacardiaceae. Bases 166 to 1203 code for a protein of 345 amino acids.